GGGGCCGCGUCUCGCCGCCGCCGGCCGGGCAUGGUGUUGGGCGCCGGGCCCGCCUCGCCUGUCUCGAGGUGCCCAGGGUAAAGGCAGCAGUAAUGCUGACGCUGGCGAGCAAACUGAAGCGGGAUGAUGGUCUCAAAGGGUCCCGGACGUCAGCCACAGCCUCUGACUCCACUCGGAGGGUGUCUGUGAGAGACAGACUGCUCGUUAAAGAGGUUGCAGAACUUGAAGCUAACUUACCUUGUACAUGUAAAGUGCAUUUUCCUGAUCCAAACAAGCUUCAUUGCUUUCAGCUAACUGUGACCCCAGGAUUUUUUGUUUUGUUUUGUGUUUUUUUGAUAGAUGAGGGUUACUACCAGGGUGGAAAAUUUCAGUUUGAAACAGAAGUUCCUGAUGCAUACAACAUGGUGCCACCCAAAGUGAGAUGCUUGACCAGGAUCUGGCACCCCAACAUCACAGAGACAGGCGAGAUAUGUUUGAGUUUACUGAGGGAACAUUCGAUCGAUGGCACUGGCUGGGCUCCCACGAGGACAUUAAAGGAUGUUGUUUGGGGAUUAAACUCUUUGUUUACUGAUCUUCUGAACUUCGAUGACCCACUGAAUAUCGAGGCUGCAGAGCAUCACCUGAGGGACAAGGAGGACUUCCGGAACAAAGUGGAAGACUACAUUAAGCGGUACGCCAGAUGAUAGGAGGGGCGCUGCAGCGCGGACUGUGCUAGAGGGUCGUCUCCAGCUCUUGAGGGGGCCUCCAUCCCAGUCCUCGCUUCCCGCAGACCCUGGCUCUGCUGGGUCUUGUGACAUGUCCUGCGGAGGAACCUCUUCACGACUGCCCAUUGUAGACAGAGUUCCACAUAAAUACAGCAAGAAAAUGUGUUUGGGCUCUAAAGAGUUGUCUGCUUACCUUAACAUGUUUACUUUGUGAACCUGUACUGUAUAGGCUGAGGAAAUGCUUGAGAAGUGUAAUGAACUCAGAAUCGGAGCUUGCUUCUUACCUUCCCCCAAAUCACUUCCCUGCACAGCAAUGCCAAUGACCUGCCAGGAGCUGGCAGGUGGGCGGUCCCGAGCACGCUGCAAACUGUGAUUGGAUGAGCAGUCUCUUAUCUCCUCCCAUGAAUGUCAGCCCUGCCUCAGUGUCUGAGGCUUCCCAGAAUGCAGUCAUUCACUGUAGAUCUCUUACUGAAAUGCGUAUUUUAUUUAAUGUAAGUAUAUUUUGGAACAGAUUUGUAAUUUGUACAAUUUAAUGCUUUAAUUAUUUUUUUCUAUUCUCCUUUAGUUUGUAUUUUCAUUGUAUAGAGCAGACAGAAAGAUGUUGGGUCAAGCAAUUAUUGAAGAGAAAUACAAAGAAAAUAUGAAAGACAUUCAUUCUGUCCAAAUGCAGUGAGAAUUUGGGUCUUAAAAACCAGCUCUUGCUUUCAGGUCUGGGUGGGGCAAAGAAGUUUUAGAACCUGUGAGGCUAGAGCUGGAUGAUUUUGGGGGAAAAAAAGGCAGGGAGUCCUUUGUUGCAUUUGGCCCAGAGGAACUGGCUGGAGUGGGGCUGGGUGUUUCUGAGGGUCAUGUGCUUAGGAACUAGUAUGCAGGGACUAGAGCUACUUAUCAGAGACCCAGACCCUUGCUCCUGAGGGACAGGAGAAACCUCAGGAAGCAGCCAAACAAUGUCUGAUGCCACUGAGACUACACCUGUGGCCUCAGUCUGCUGUGGUUCCAGGCCCGAGUGGAGGGCGGGAAUCAGAACAGCAUACAGCCAUGCUCGGUCAGGUCUGCACACUUCAGAGGCAGCACACUCAGGAGACCCCUGGACCCGUGAUGUCAUAUGCAAAUAAAUAUCUGUAUGGUUUUGUCCACUGCC
Eptesicus fuscus (big brown bat) is the source of this 1842-nucleotide messenger RNA. It is a transcript of the gene UBE2F, whose product is annotated as ubiquitin conjugating enzyme E2 F (putative). The transcript is spliced from 10 exons. The record is from RefSeq and is a predicted model, not a curated record. Lineage: Eukaryota; Metazoa; Chordata; Mammalia; Chiroptera; Vespertilionidae. Gene Ontology annotation, molecular function: NEDD8 transferase activity. Gene Ontology annotation, biological process: protein neddylation. Gene Ontology annotation, cellular component: nucleus. Bases 93 to 683 code for a protein of 196 amino acids.